UCAUGGCAGCAAAAGAUUUUGCUUUCCUCAACAAAAAAUCAGAGGGGACAACUUUACAGUUGUAGUAUUGUCUCUGACUCUCUCGCUCUCUUUCCAGCCUGCUCUCUCUUCUCCCCCUCUGCCUGUUCGUAUUUACUCUAUCUACCUCUGGAAGGCGGGCAGUAGAGAAAGGUGCAUUUCCAGAAACGAGGUGCUCUACAGCGGCCCCAUUAUCUCUGCUCAAAAUGUACAGCUUCAUGGGAGGGGGUCUGUUCUGUGCCAUAGUGGGUAAUAUCCUGUUAGUGGUCUCCACUGCCACGGACUACUGGAUGCAGUAUCGACUCUCUGGAAAUUAUGCCCACCAGGGUCUCUGGAGGUACUGCAUGUCCAACAAGUGCUACAUGCAGACCGACAGCAUAGCUUACUGGAAUGCCACCAGGGCCUUCAUGAUCCUUUCAGGGAUGUCGUGCUUUGCAGGCAUCAUUGCUGGCAUCAUGUCCUUUGCGCACUUUUCCUCCUUUGAAAGGUUCAACCGCUCCUUUGCCGCAGGAAUCAUGUUUUUCGUCUCAACUUUCUUUGUUCUCCUGGCGAUGGCCAUCUACACUGGGGUGACAAUCAACUUCCUGGGAAAGCGAUUCGGUGACUGGCGUUUCUCUUGGUCAUAUAUACUCGGCUGGGUGGCGAUGCUCAUGACCUUCUUUGCAGGUAUUUUCUACAUAUGUGCCUACAGAAUGUGUGAAUGCAGGAGAGGAACCGGACCACGCUAGAGCGAGACAGGCAGCUUGUUUGAGAAAAUAAAGACAUGCUGCCUCUUCGAAUACACGAAAGGCAGAAAGGUGGCCUUGACUGAUCUACUGAAGAGAUUAUGUCUUAUACCGAUGCUGGAGGUCUUUGAUGGUCUGUUUAGCAUGUUUUUAAAAAGUCACUGCAGUACAGACUUUCUUUUAGUCACAGUAACAAUAUAGAGGACAAACGAAACUAAUAAAGCUAUAACAUGA
Maylandia zebra (zebra mbuna) is the source of this 977-nucleotide messenger RNA. RefSeq names its product lens fiber membrane intrinsic protein-like. Gene Ontology annotation, cellular component: plasma membrane. Gene Ontology annotation, molecular function: structural constituent of eye lens. The record is from RefSeq and is a predicted model, not a curated record. NCBI's taxonomy places the organism in Eukaryota, Metazoa, Chordata, Actinopteri, Cichliformes, Cichlidae.